CUCACCAGAGUUCACUUGCGUUCACUCUCUCUCCCCUCUCCCUCCUCCCUCCAAAAACCCGAAAACCUCCGAUCCGAUCGAAACCCUAGUAGAUGGACGCGGCGAAGGCGGAUCCGAAGCCCAUGGUGGCGGCGGCAGCGGCGGCGAAGCGGCGACACCGCCACCGCCGCCUCCGGACGAUGGCGGCGAGGCUCCUCCGCCUCGCCGAGGCGGUGGCGGCGGCGCUCCUCCUCCUCUCGUGGUCGUCGUCGUCGACGUCGACCCCGCGCAUCCCCGCCGCCGCCGAGCACCUCCGCCGCCUCGGCUCCCUCCUCCUCAGCCCCCGCUUCGUCUUCCUCCUCGGCAACGCCAUCGUCCUCCUCCUCUUCGCCGACUCCCGCCACCUCUCCCCACUCCCCUCCCCCUCCCCUUCCCCUUCCCCUUCCCCUUCCCCUUCCCCGUCUGCCCCAAGCUCCUCCCCCGACCCCGCCCCCGUCGCCGGAGACCUCUACCGCGAGUUCCUCGAGUCCCGCGGCUACUCCGUCCCGGCGCCGGCGCCGGCGCCGGCCCCGGAGUUCGAGGACAAGGAGGCGGUGCGGGUGGAGAUGCGGCGGAGCCGGUCGGAGAGGAUCGGGGGGAAGGACCGGCGGCGGCGGCGAUCGCCGGAGCUCCGGCGAUCCGAGACGGAUCUAGGGAUCCGGAGGAGGAAGGAGGAGGCGGCGCCGGCGGCGGAGGAGGAGUGGGUGCCGAGCGCGGAGGAGGCGGCGGAGUUCCGGCGCACGAUCGAGGCGUUCAUCGCGAAGCAAACCAACUUCCACCGCGAGGAAUCCAUGGCGAUCGUCUCCUCCUCCUCGUCCUUCCCCCGCGCCGAGCCCACGGUAGUAGAAGCGCUUCUCCAAAAAGAAUAAUUUCUUUCUCAAAAAAAAAAAAGCUCUUUCGAAUGAGAUUUUCGUGUAUUAUAAUCUCUCGCUGUUGUUAAUGUUUGCUUUAGAGGGAGAAGAAAAAAAAAGAAAAAAAAAA
Messenger RNA from Ananas comosus (pineapple), 999 nucleotides. RefSeq names its product translation initiation factor IF-2. The record is from RefSeq and is a predicted model, not a curated record. Lineage: Eukaryota; Viridiplantae; Streptophyta; Magnoliopsida; Poales; Bromeliaceae. The transcript has a single exon. The coding region runs from base 93 to 887 and encodes 264 amino acids.